CAAGCGGUGCGUAUUUCGGAUGCAAGCGACAGCAUUGGAAUCCGAAGGACGGAGAUGAAGUGGGGACAGAACAGAACGAAGCAAGAAUCGACGGAACGUAUUUGGAACGACUCGAAAUUUGACUCGGAAGUUGAAUCGGACAUGAAACGACCUGAUGGAGGAAGACUUGGGGAAAAUGGAAGAUGAACACAAAAAAACGAUGCUUGGCCGAAGAUAGAACGUGCUGCGUUCCUUUGAGCGGAAGGUGUUCGGUAAAUUGCGCCAGAGAGAAAUAGAGAGAGAGAGAGAGACGAUUCUGAAACAACAAGCGGAGGAAGGAAGACGCCCCAUAAGAAAUCUCCACUCACAACCGCUUCCUCGUGACAUUCGGGCGAUGAUCGGUGGAUCGACGGUUGUACUUACCAGGUUGUUUCAUUUCGAUUCGACUCUAGAAUUAAUUUCGAUACGUUUCGACUUCGUCUGUUGAUAUCUGUUUCGUUUUGUUUUUCUCCAGUUCUCUCUCGCUGUCCUCUGAAUUCCCAUUGCCGUCGAUUGCACUGUGGAGGGGGAAUCGAGUUUUAGAUUUACAGUCACUAAUUUCUUAAAUUGACUGUCGUCAAGGAGUGGAUGGUUUGCGUGGUCGCAGAUUUCAUUGGUGUUUACUCAAAGUCUGCUUUCCAGAAAUAAGCGCAGAAAAAUGAGAUAAUACUUUGACACAUAUGCUCAACAUAAUAUGGUAGGCGCAGGAUGGGACCAUUGUUAUUACACAGAUUUCAUCAGCUUGUAAUGUUUGGUAUUAGCCUCAGAAAACUUCACGUCUCCUUCGUCCUCUUUUCCUGCCUUCUUUUGUUUGAAAGGGUUUGCAUAUGUGGCCCAACAAUCAGUCCUACUGGCUUGCUUUACAGCAAUCAUGAGAUUGAAAAGAUAUUAUCUGCAUGUGAAAGGUUUGGCGCAAGAGUUAUUAUCGACACCUCCUUCUCAGGAUUGGAGUUUGGUUCUGAUGGUCGGGGUGGUUGGGAUCUUGCAAACAGUUUGUCAAAGUUAAAUUCCUCCAGCAAUCCAGCUUUUUCUGUGUGUCUGCUCGGGGGACUGUCGUUUAAGUUGCUUACUGGAGCAUUGAAGUUCGGCUUUCUGGUUUUUAACCUGUCAAAAUAUGGUUGAUGCAUUCCAGAGCUUUCCAGGAUUAAGCAAACCUCAUGGCACUGUCAAGUAUGCCGUUAAGAAGUUGUUGGGUCUGAGGGAGCGAAAAGCAGGGGAACUAAUGGAUGCUGUUGCCACCCAUAUAGAAAUGUUGAAGACUAGAUCAAAGCGACUGAAGGAGACUCUUGAGGAAAACCGUUGGGAUGUUCUAGAGCCUUGUGCUGGUCUUUCGAUGGUGGCAAAGCCUUCUGUUUACCUUGACAAGACUCUCUCCAUCAAGCCUACUCCUAAAGAUGGCGUCUGUGCAGAAGAGGGAUCUACAUAUGACAUUAAGAUAGACAACUCUAACAUUAGGGAAGCGUUGCUCAGAAGCACCGGUUUAUGCAUAAACAGCAGUUCGUGGACUGGGAUUCCUGGCUACUGCCGCUUCACAAUCGCCUUGGAUGAGAAUGAAUUUGACCAGGCUUUGGGUUGCAUAGUCAAGUUCGGAAGCGCUGUCAGUAGCUGAGCAAACAAUGCAACGUGCCAUGUGUGAUCUCGUUUAACCACUGCUUGCCCUUCAUUCUGUGUUCCUGUCUUAAUAAGCCCGUGCUGUUUGGAAACUCUUACCUGAGUUUCCCUGAAAUCCAGAGCAUCGUGAAAUGCUUCUUGCACGAACAUUACAGGAAAAUGUCGUUUGUCUGCACUGACGGUGAAUUGUUUGCACAUGGUUAGACUGCGCUUUCCCUGCGGUUAUGAUAGUUUUUUGGUUUUAUGAAUUUGUCUGCCACUCCUUGUUCUGUGUAUGAUGUGGAGAGCGUUAUCCAGAGGGUAUGCCAAGAGGAAUUCGAUCUGCAUCUAA
This is a messenger RNA of Eucalyptus grandis, 1960 nucleotides long. RefSeq names its product methionine S-methyltransferase-like. NCBI's taxonomy places the organism in Eukaryota, Viridiplantae, Streptophyta, Magnoliopsida, Myrtales, Myrtaceae. The record is from RefSeq and is a predicted model, not a curated record. The transcript has 2 exons. The coding region runs from base 1133 to 1627 and encodes 164 amino acids.